AUGAGUUCAAGGAAGCGUUCGAGGUCUCGAUCUAAAGAACGAGAUGGGCGUAGCGACGAUCGCGACGUAGCGAGGGACAAGAGGUCGCGCAGGGAGGACGAAUCUCGACGCUUUAGCGAGCACUCAAGAGGCGAGGACUCCCGUCGCGACGGCAGGGACAGAGACAGGGAGAGGGAGCGAGACAGAGGCCGCGAGCGCGAUCGCGACGGUGGCUACCGCGACCGCGACCGCGACCGCGAGCGUGAUCGAGGCGACGUGGACAGGGAUCGCGAGCGGGAGCGAGAGCGAGACAGGGACAGAGACAGAGGAUCCGGGAGGGACCGCGAGAGGGAGCGGGAGCGGGAGCGCGAACAGCGCGACAGGCGAGACAGAGACCGAGAAAGGGAUCGGGACAUGGACGAGCACCGGGAGCGAGAGCGGGAGCGCGAGAGAAGGCGGAGUCUCUCCAGUGAGAGGAGACGCAAUUCGCGCUCCAAGUCGAGGGACAAGGCCGACGCCGAGGAACAGGAGAAGGAGGAGGCAAAGAUGCCGCAGAGCAAGUACGAGGAGGGCUCCAUGGAAGCCAUGAUGGCCGCGAUGGGCCUGCCCGUGGGCUUCGAAACAACCAAGGGCAAGCAGGUCGAAGGCAACGCACAGGGUGCCGUCAAGGUGAAACAGAAGCGAGAAUACAGACAGUACAUGAACAGGAAGCCUGGCGGCACAGGAAAGAGAUAG
Molecule: messenger RNA, 714 nt
Organism: Acanthamoeba castellanii str. Neff
Lineage: Eukaryota; Discosea; Longamoebia; Acanthamoebidae
Exons: 5
Coding region: 1-714 (237 amino acids)
Biological process (GO): RNA splicing
Cellular component (GO): precatalytic spliceosome
Source: RefSeq, a predicted model, not a curated record